CAGGGCUUUGGUCUCGCGGACCCGGGGCUGCCGCUCGGCUACAUUCUCCAGCUUCCCGACGAGCUGCUGGUCGACAUCAUCUCAGCAGCCGCGGCAUGACCUAAAAACAUAUUCUACGCCCUCUAUGCCGACCGACGCGCCAUGACGCUGAUGUGCCACCGCUUCCAUCGCCUUGCCCCGCCCAUACCCUACUCUCGGCUGAUUAUCACGCUCGAAACGAUCAUCAACCGUUACGACACUCCAACUUACUCUUGGGUAACCUGGGAUCCGCCUGCUCCCACAUAUCCCUCCUUCUACCAAACCAAUCCCGUCGGUAGGACACUGCACCUCCUCCACCACACCUGAGUCGAACCCCAGCCUUCGAGGCUUCUGCAUGGAGCUGGUAUUCGACAUGAAAGACGAGCACUGGAACGAUCCGGCCUUGCUCCAGUGCGGCAAAGAAUGUCGUAGAGUGGCUUAGCAACACCGCAAGCCUCCGCUUCCACAACGGUUUUGGCGACAACAAAGAGGCCAACCUGUUCUUACUCGACUUGGCUUCCUAGAAUCGUAUCCUCCCCAGAAAUGUGGGCGUGUAUUGAUAGGAAGCGGUGGAAGUGACAUACGGAAUAGCCAAUGAUGGCAGGGUCGUUACAGUUGAAUGCAG
This is a messenger RNA of Parathielavia appendiculata, 643 nucleotides long. RefSeq lists its product as uncharacterized. Bases 142 to 345 code for a protein of 67 amino acids. The record is from RefSeq and is a predicted model, not a curated record. NCBI's taxonomy places the organism in Eukaryota, Fungi, Ascomycota, Sordariomycetes, Sordariales, Chaetomiaceae. The transcript has a single exon.